AUGACAACACAACAAUCAACAGGUUACAACGAAGUUGCAGUGAUCGAUAAAAAGUUUUGCCUUCCUAGAUCCAUUGAUCUAACUAUUUCCAAAAACAUUUGGAAGAUAGGUCAAGCAAAUUUUGUUGUAACAAAAUCCAAUGGAGAGAUAAUCUUCAAAAUCCAUGGAGCAAUCUUCAGCUUCAACACAACGAGGGUCAUGUAUGAUGCUGUAGGCAUGCCUAUUGUCACGCUUCGAAAAAAGACAUUCAAUUUAUUAUCCACAUGGCAAGUAUUUAGAGGUGAAGGAAAAGAUCAAAAAGACUUGAUUUUUAGUGUGAGGAGGUCUUCCUUUUUCCAAUUGAAAACUAAAUUAUCAGUGUUUGUAGCUGAAAAUAGCGAUGUUUGUGAUUACACGGUGCAAGCGGAUUGGUUUCAAAGAUUUUGCCAAGUUUAUUUCGGUGAUUCUACCAACACAAAAUUAGCCCAAGUGGACAAGAAUUUAUCGGUAGAUAGUUUAAUUACCGGUGGAGAUAGAUUUAAGGUGAAGGUGUACCCGAACGUUGAUUGUGCAUUCAUAGUCGCUCUUAUAGUCAUUCUUGAUGAGAUCACCUCACAGGCUAAAAGAAGCUCCAACAAUAAGGAAAAACGUUAG
Salvia hispanica is the source of this 633-nucleotide messenger RNA. RefSeq names its product protein LURP-one-related 15-like. NCBI's taxonomy places the organism in Eukaryota, Viridiplantae, Streptophyta, Magnoliopsida, Lamiales, Lamiaceae. The record is from RefSeq and is a predicted model, not a curated record.